Messenger RNA from Zingiber officinale, 1316 nucleotides. RefSeq names its product methionine aminopeptidase 1B, chloroplastic-like. The transcript is spliced from 10 exons. Gene Ontology annotation, biological process: proteolysis. Gene Ontology annotation, molecular function: metalloaminopeptidase activity. Lineage: Eukaryota; Viridiplantae; Streptophyta; Magnoliopsida; Zingiberales; Zingiberaceae. The record is from RefSeq and is a predicted model, not a curated record. Bases 58 to 1137 code for a protein of 359 amino acids.
UGUCUCCGUGAGAGCCACAAUACUUUGAACGGCGCCGCGCGAAGCUGUCGAAGAGGGAUGGCGCAGUUGGGCUCCUCCUCCGUUGCAGGAUCGAGCCUCGCGUCGUCUUCUUCCUUUUUCCUUACAGGCCGACCCCUCCUUCGGUCUUCGUUUUCUGCUGUCCGAGGAAGAGAAACUGUACUUAUUCCAAAGAAAAUUUCAAUUUUAUCAAGAAGGUUAUCAGGACUUGAAGAAGCCAUGCGAAUUAGGAGGGCUAGAGAGCUUGAGAGUUUAAAUAAAGCAAGAAAAAAGCCUCCUCUUAGACGUGGUAAACUGUCAGAAACACUUCCUGUGCCAGAGCACAUUCUUAGGCCACCAUAUGUAACCACAAAACUACUACCUGAAAUUUCUAAAGAACACCAAAUACAUGAUGAGGAGGGCAUUGCUUGCAUGAAGGCUGCUGGUGAGCUUGCUGCACGUGUAUUAGACUUUGCAGGGACACUAGUAAGACCAUCAGUAACUACUGAUGAGAUUGAUAAAGCAGUGCAUAAGAUGAUAAUUGAAGCUGGUGCUUAUCCUUCUCCUCUUGGAUAUGGGGGAUUUCCAAAAAGUGUUUGUACAUCAGUUAAUGAAUGCAUGUGUCAUGGAAUACCUGAUUCUCGACAGUUAGAGGAUGGAGACAUAAUAAACAUAGAUGUGACAGUUUUCCUGAGCGGCUACCAUGGAGACACUUCAAAAACAUUUUUAUGUGGAAAUGUUGACGAACGCACAAAGAGACUAGUAAAGGUGACUGAAGAAUGCUUAUAUAGAGCCAUUUCAAUCUGCAAAGAUGGUGUUAGCUUUAAAAAGAUCGGCAAAAAAAUUAGUGAGCUUGCUGAAAGAUACGGAUUCAAUGUGGUGGAAAGAUUUGUUGGACAUGGUGUGGGUCAAGUAUUUCACUCUGAGCCAAUAAUUUUGCAUCAUCGCAAUAAUUAUCCUGGCUGUAUGGUUGAAGGUGAAACAUUCACCAUCGAGCCCAUUCUUACAACUGGAAGCAUUGAAUGUGUUACAUGGGACGAUGGUUGGACUACACUCACAGCUGAUGGCAGCAUGGCUGCUCAAUUUGAGCAUUCCAUACUGAUCACUAAGACGGGUGCAGAAAUUUUGACCAAGUACUAGAUUGACAUCGGCAAUUGAUUUCCUUUCUUUUCUUGUAAUUUUAUCAUUUGUCGUAAAUGGUGGCGGCAAACCUUCACCAUUGCAAAGUCUUCCUGUAAUAUCUGGAACCUGCAUAUAUCACUAGAUUAAGAAUCUGAUGUGUAUGAUGAUUCUGUUUCUGUGUAGGUUUACUUACCUAA